AUGGCGCCGAACGACUUUGGCCCAACCAUCGAGGUGACGGCCUUUACCCUCGUCACUGUCUCCACCGCCAUUGUUACUCUGAGGUUGUACUGCAAUGUUCAUCUGUUGAAGAGGGCUGGUCUCUCCGAUGUCUUCAUGAGUUUUGCAGUGAUCUUGACUUGGGCCGUGGCCGUCAUCAACCAUUUUCAAGUCAAGUAUGGCUCAGGCAAACACUCCUCUACCUUGUCAUCGUCGAAAACGUCUCUUGAAGGCACUCUGAAGUCAUGGUACUCCUUCCAAAUCGCCUAUCUCGUCGAUCUCCUCUUCGUAAAGCUCUCGAUACUGUGUUUCUACUGCACCAUCUGCGACCAGAGAUGGUUCCGUACCGUCAUUUACGCCAUGAUGGGUAUAGUCGGGAGCUUUACGACUGCCAUGAUCUUCGUCAACGCCUUCGAAUGCCCCAAGCCCUCGGACGCCUUUACGGUUGAGAUCAUCAUGGCCGGCCUGGGAUCCUGCAGGGACCUGCAUUCAAUGUAUUUUGCGCAAGCCGGCUUCAACAUCGCAAGCGACAUGGUCAUUAUGCUGAUCCCGGUUCCUCUACUCGCACGUCUUCAGAUGCCCAGGUCGAGGCGACUUGCGCUGUUUGGCAUCUUCAGUGUCGGCUUCGUUGCGGUACUGGCAUCCAUACUACGGGUCUGGACAUUAUCAAUCUGGGCCAAAUCAUCCGACGUUCCGUAUUCCGGUGGGCCGAUUCUCAUAUGGAGCCAGAUCGAAUUGAAUGCAGCAAUCGUCUCGGCCUCGUUUCCCGCAAUGAAGGCCCUCUUCGCACACACCCUCUCCGACAACAGCUCGACGCGAAAGUCUUCCAAUGGCGCGCGCUAUUUCAAAUACAGCUACGGCGCGAAUUCUGCGGACAAAUCCAAGGGAGUGAAUGCAAAGGACAGCAUCAUGAGCUUGAAGACGCUGUCGUUCGCCAAGAGUGGAUCAGGCGAGACUCGAGCGUCAAAAACAUUGAUCGGGAGCCAUCACGGGACGCGGAGCCUUGAAACCGGACAUAGCGACGAAGAAAUGUUCUUCGACGAGCCGGCCGGCCAAGAUACCGUUGUCGAGAGCGGCAAGAACUCGUCCGACGUGCACAGAGAACGGGCUACUGGAAUAGAAGCGCCCCCACCAACGUUCGCCACACACCCGGGAAUCAUGAAAAGCCUGACGGUGGAGCAGACGAGCGAAGACGCGACGGGGCGCCCUCAAUAUUACAGAUCCCACUAUCUGCGCUAA
This is a messenger RNA of Diplodia corticola, 1257 nucleotides long. RefSeq lists its product as uncharacterized. The record is from RefSeq and is a predicted model, not a curated record. Lineage: Eukaryota; Fungi; Ascomycota; Dothideomycetes; Botryosphaeriales; Botryosphaeriaceae. The coding region runs from base 1 to 1257 and encodes 418 amino acids. The transcript has 5 exons.